Messenger RNA from Sclerotinia sclerotiorum 1980 UF-70, 1335 nucleotides. RefSeq lists its product as hypothetical. The coding region runs from base 1 to 1335 and encodes 444 amino acids. Gene Ontology annotation, biological process: heme A biosynthetic process. Gene Ontology annotation, molecular function: oxidoreductase activity, acting on NAD(P)H, heme protein as acceptor. NCBI's taxonomy places the organism in Eukaryota, Fungi, Ascomycota, Leotiomycetes, Helotiales, Sclerotiniaceae. The record is from RefSeq and is a predicted model, not a curated record. Gene Ontology annotation, cellular component: mitochondrial inner membrane. The transcript is spliced from 3 exons.
AUGGCUGAGGUAAUCCACAUUUCUUCAAGAUCUAGAGUUUACGACUCACUAGCUGAUUCGUUAAGUAAAUCGAGUCGGACAAUAAGCAAAGAAUCAUCACGGAGCAGAUUUCCGGAAACCAGUUCAAAAUCCGUCGGUUAUUGGUUAUUGGGAAGCGCUGCGAGUGUAUUUGGAAUUGUCGUAUUUGGAGGCCUUACACGCUUGACAGAAUCUGGUCUGAGUAUUACAGAAUGGAAACCUGUUACCGGAUCCCUUCCACCCCUCUCCGCUGCAGAUUGGGAUAGUGAGUUCAACUUGUAUCGCGCCUCGCCAGAAUUCAAGCUUCUAAAUCCGCAUAUGACAAUGGAAGAAUUUAAGAAGAUAUAUUUCAUGGAAUGGUUUCAUCGAUUAUGGGGACGAUUCAUUGGGCUUUCAUUCGUCAUCCCAGCCGUCUACUUCGUCGCUCGCCGCAAAGUUUCCAAGCCCAUGGCUCUACGUCUACUUGGAAUAUCGGGACUUAUCGGCUUCCAAGGAGGUAUUGGUUGGUGGAUGGUCAAGUCAGGAUUGAAGGAUGAUCUUUUCGCCCCUGGCUCUCACCCCCGGGUUUCCCAAUAUAGGCUUACCACACAUCUUGGCACUGCCUUCCUCUGCUACACUGCGAUGCUUUGGAACGGACUCUCCAUUCUUCGAGAUCACCGAUUAUUAUUCGGUACUACACCCGCCCAGGCUCAUGCGCAUCUUCUCCGCCUAUCUUCAUCAUCUUUAUCGGUAUUUCGAAAAUCCGUCGCGGGCCUUGCUCUCCUUGUCUUCACAACGGCCAUGUCUGGUGGAUUGGUAGCGGGUCUCGAUGCAGGGCUUAUCUACAAUGAGUUUCCUCGAAUGGGUAAAGGACUCACCCCACCAAAAUCCGAACUCUUUUCGGAAUUUUACUCUCGACGACCAGAUCAAAGUGAUUUGUGGUGGCGUAACAUGCUCGAGAAUCCAUCAACAGUACAGCUUGACCACCGAAUACUGGCCACUACAUCUUUCACGGCUAUCCUCGCUCUCUGGGCAUACUCACGCUUUAACCCCAGAGUUAAAGCUGCUCUCCCAAAGACUGGAGCACAAGGCAUGAUGGGUGUAGUACAUCUUCUGAUGAUGCAAGUUACUUUGGGUAUCAGUACUUUGAUAUAUCUAGUACCUACUCCUCUCGCUUCUGCUCAUCAAGCUGGAAGUCUAGCAUUAUUGACAGGUGUAGUGGUAUUAGGCAGUAGAGUCUGGAUCCCAAAAAGAACCAUGGCUAUUUUGAGAAGAAAGUUGACAGCACAAAGUCCACAAACCGUGAAGAUGAAGCAUUCUGCGAUACGAAGUGCAUAA